Molecule: messenger RNA, 4583 nt
Organism: Sinocyclocheilus anshuiensis
Lineage: Eukaryota; Metazoa; Chordata; Actinopteri; Cypriniformes; Cyprinidae
Product: potassium voltage-gated channel subfamily A member 1-like
Exons: 2
Coding region: 239-2260 (673 amino acids)
Biological process (GO): protein homooligomerization; action potential; potassium ion transmembrane transport
Cellular component (GO): axon; dendritic spine; membrane
Molecular function (GO): delayed rectifier potassium channel activity; potassium ion binding; protein binding
Source: RefSeq, a predicted model, not a curated record
CAUAAUGAUGAUGAUUAUGAUGAUGAUGAUGAUGUCACCAGAAGCGCAUCGCUUCGCCACAGUUGUAAAGUCCAAUUACAAUAAGUAAACGUGCACCGAAAGAGCCUAAAGCAAUUCCGAAGGCAGCGGACCUACAGUGCCAGUCAAGUGCAUUUAUGAACUUGCUGAGGCCGUCUUUAACGCAACCUCGUUCUUCAGCGCGUUUUCCAUCAUUCUGAACGCUUCGUAGUUUGAGAAGAUGGAGUUUGCUAUGGUGGGCGCGGACAGCGGGGGCUGCAACACCCACCUGCCCUAUGGAUAUGCCCAGGCUCGCGCCAGGGAGAGAGAGCGCGAGCGGGAGCGGCAGUCUCGCGCAGCGGCGUCGGCGGCGGCGGCAGCCGAAGCCGGAACGGUCGGAGAGGGAGGUGGGUCCAGCGGCCAUCCCCACAACCAUCCGCAUCAGAGUCGCACCGCCUCUUCAACGAAUGCCAACAACAGUAGCGCCGGGACCGCCUCGCGCCCCUCCUCCUCCUCCUCCUCCUCCUCCCAACAGCCGCAACAGCAACAGCAGCAGCAGCAGCAGCAACACCACGAGCCGCCACAGCAACUUCUCCGAGAGCGAAAAAAGCAACGAGGCGUCGCGCGCUGGAGACGGAACCGCGCGGCACUCGGCGGGGAUCUACGCCAAUCAGAGUUGGCGCUCCUAGGAUCCGAGGAGGACAUCAUGAUUGAGGAGGACGAGGCGGAGGGCGAGGAGGAAGAGGAGGACAGGGGAAGCAAGAGAUCGAGUUUUGUCUAUAACAUGGAUGAUGAAGAGGAGACGGUUUCGUUAACGGACAGGCGUCCUCAGUCAGGGUACGAAAAUGUUUACCACGAGUAUGUCUGCUGCGAGAGAGUUGUCAUCAACGUGUCGGGCUUGAAGUUUGAGACCCAGCUGAAGACUCUCGCGCAGUUCCCAGACACUCUCCUGGGGGACCCUGAGAAGCGAAUCAGGUACUUCGACCCUCUGCGUAACGAAUACUUCUUCGACAGGAAUCGACCGAGCUUCGACGCCAUUCUGUACUUCUAUCAGUCCGGGGGGCGCUUGAAGAGACCCGCCAACGUGCCGUUUGACAUCUUUUCCGAGGAGGUCAAGUUCUAUGAACUCGGGGAAGAGGCGAUGCUCAAGUUUCGCGAGGAUGAGGGCUUCGUGAAGGAGGAGGAGAAGCCGCUGCCCGAGGACGAGUUCAAACGCCAGAUCUGGCUGCUGUUCGAGUAUCCGGAGAGUUCAAGUCCAGCCAGAGGGAUCGCGGUCGUGUCAGUGCUGGUCAUCGUCAUAUCCAUCGUCAUCUUUUGUUUGGAAACAUUGCCAGAAUUCAGGGACGACAAAGAAUUCCUCAGCCCAGGUAAAAACUCCACGCAGGCGGACAAUGGAUUUACGCCGUUCAACGACCCCUUUUUCAUCGUUGAGACGGUGUGCAUCAUUUGGUUCUCGUUUGAGAUCAUCGUGCGCUUCUUCGCGAGCCCCAGUAAAGCUGAUUUCUUUAAAAACGCGAUGAACUCCAUAGACAUCGUCUCUAUUUUGCCUUACUUCAUAACUCUCGGCACAGACCUCGCCCAGCAGCAAGGCAACGGGCAACAGGCGAUGAGUUUCGCGAUCCUGAGGAUAAUACGACUCGUCCGCGUGUUCAGGAUCUUCAAACUGUCUCGGCACUCGAAAGGUCUCCAGAUCCUGGGGCACACUUUGCGCGCGAGCAUGCGAGAGCUGGCGCUGCUCAUCUUCUUCCUCGUCAUCGGCGUCAUCCUGUUCUCCAGCGCGGUGUACUUCGCGGAGGCAGACGAGCCCUCGUCUCAGUUCACCAGCAUCCCAGACGCGUUCUGGUGGGCUGUAGUGACCAUGACCACGGUGGGUUACGGGGACAUGAAGCCCAUCACGGUCGGGGGCAAAAUCGUGGGCUCGUUGUGCGCCAUCGCUGGUGUCCUGACCAUUGCGCUUCCAGUUCCUGUCAUCGUGUCCAACUUCAACUACUUCUACCACCGGGAGACUGAUAACGAGGACCAGGCGCCCGUUGUGGAACAGCCUCCGCCGGGCUGUCCGUACUUUCCGGAUUUCCUGAGAAAAUUCAAAGGGUCCCCAUCAGGGUCGUCUUUGGGGGACAAGGCGGCAGAGUACAUGGAGAUGGAGGAGGGCGUAACAGAAUCUCUGUGCGGGGCUGACACGCAAAGCCCGAGCAGAGGGAACGGUACUGACUUAGGCGGAAAAAACAGUUCACAAUCACAAACUCUACAGACAGAUGUAUGAUUAUGGACGAACGGUAACCUCCUCAGGAGGUUUUCAUAAAGAUGACUGCACAAAUGGAUCAGUUAACAGCACACAUGCACAACUUGAAGACAUAUACACAGUACGCGCGUGCGCAAACACAACGAGACGCUCACACACACACACACACACACACACACACACACACACACACACACUCGCUCUCAUCAAGUUCUGGACCUGAGCUGAAACAUUUUUGCAAUGUGGCUACUUUUGUAGUGAAACAUACCCUGUAAUCACGUGACAGGCAACGCAAAAACCACCAGCUUUACGUGACGUGGAGAGGUGUCUCUAUCUGCCCACGACUCCCGGUUCAUUAAUGAAGGCAACAAAAAGAACUUGCAUAAGCACUUUAUGAGUUACAUUUGUCAGUAAUUGUAGGGAAAAGAGGCGAGUUCUUCUUAUCUAAUGCUAUUAUGCAAUAACGUUUAAAUCGUUUGCACUAUCAUCAAUUAUGUUAUAGUCUCCCAGUUUAAUGCGGAGGAAAGUAACAAGUAACACUGAGGUAGAGAGGGAGGACAUUGAAAAACGACUCAGCAAUCAUACUAUGAGUUGCGUUAUUAAUUAAUUCGAAAUACUAGCAAACAUACGCUGCAAUCUUCUCUGAUGAAAACCAAUUCAGCUAAUAGUAAUGAAUUAUUUUAACGUAUUUGAAUUAUUAUGAUUAAUUGGAAAGCAGCAUGCUGCGUAACUUAAUGCAAUGUUAUCUUAAAUCCCAUUAUGGCAAACAUGUGUCCGCAUAGCAGUAUUCAGUAUGUUCUACACUCUGGUAAAACCCCUUGUUGCACACCCUGUGUAGUUCUUUGUGCAUUGUCCACAGUGACUGAAAAGUCAUUUAUAGUCAGUCCCUUUUGUGAGUAUUGGAAAACAAAUCCGUCAUGUUAGUUUUUGUUCAUUAGCACAAUAUUUGAAACAAACACCAUAAUUCAUCCAUCACGCGAUGCGAGGAUUCAUUCUUUCUAAGCAUCACAGUCACAUUAUGGCAUACCGAGGCCAAAAUAACCGGUUCGCAUUGUCUCACAAAGUAAACACCUUGUACAACAGAGUCAACGACACCAUGGCUUGAAGGAUCAGUUUGGCCACAGUUUUCAAGUUGCUGUCAUGGGAGUAUAUUUCAAGGGAAUGCUUCAUGCAACUAUUUGUCCUCAUCCCUUUACCAAAUGACAAUGCAUCCCUUUAUAAAAAUGCUGGCGGAAAUGUACAGCACGGAAGGGAACAUGAACUUGGUGGACUUCAUGCACAGUGAAUUCUCGUCCUUUUGGAGUGCACGAUGACCACUAAGCAUGCGCAGUGCUUUACGGAUCCCAGUGUUGUGAGUCUUGCCUAUGAGAGACUCUUCCGUCAGCCUUUGGACUCCUACAGAGGGGAAGGGCCAUGACUGCCAGUCAACGGACGGCAAGUGGACGGGACAGACCCGUCGACGCAGGUGUCACUGAAGAUCCUGCUGGACAUCAGAUAGAGAGCGGACACUGCAGCCUCUUCGACGAGCAGUAAGACAGGAAGUCCAUCAUCAAGCCAGGUGUCAAACUGUUUAAGACCCGUCCCAAUAAAUGCCUUAAAGACACAGUACACUACAUCUUUAUGUAGAGGAACCUGCAGCAGGAGACUUCUUAAAAAAGCUUGACAUGUUUUCAUUUUCCUCUUUAUGAGUGAAUUGGUGUCUUACAAGAACAGAUGUGAAUAUUUUCUUAUAAUAGAGAAAUAAUUGUUUGGGUGUAAUAUUGCCACUUGUUUUUUUGUGGUAGGCCUGGUGAAAGCUGUUAAAUAUAAGUGAAGGGAAAGUCUACUGUCUGUGGCAGCCUCUUCCAUCUAGUUUUAUCUCUUUUCAUUUCUUAAACCAAAAGACUGCCAGCUGGAAUGGAGAAAUUCAGCGGCAGUGCUCAAUGAUGUCAGUCUGGACGGGUCACACAUCCACAGUAUGAAUGCAGGGUCAAAUCACAUUCCCCUCAGCAUCAGACUCAUUGCUUUUGCUCAAAGCUUCAACAAUCAAGAACAAUCCGCUUUUAGAUCAUCGAAACCCUAAACGUAUUUUAAGGAACGGAUUCACCCCAAAUUUCAGAAAAUAUGCUGAUCAUUUAUUCACCCUUAUCAUGUUAUUCCAAACCCAUAUGACUUUCCUUUUUCUGACAAAUAGAUUAGUGUUUUUUGUCCAUACAGUGCAAGUCAAUACGUUUGCAUGGACCCAAAUAAUCCAUUUUUAAUCAGAAAUGAAAUCUAACUGCAAGUUCUAUCAAACUGCAAGGUAUGGUGUAGACCUGAAAUAAAUCAAUGAACAGGAAAAAAAAUAAGCACAUAAACGUUUGAA